CGCCGUGCGUACGGCGGUCGUGGUAGAGGGGCGUCACGUUCCGCUCGCGUUCUACACUGUUAUUCGCGGUUCGCCAUCGAAAGCGCACGUGUCGCCGGCACCGAGCGCUGCAUUUAUUUACACAGUGUGCACCUGUGACCACGCAAAUAUUUGACGUGAUGUGAAAGACCAUUUUUGGUUCAACUUACUGGUGUUUUUGAAACACGACGUUUAAAUUUGUGUUCGUUCAGACGUGCUUAGUUAGUGCCAAGUUCUGUACUGUGCGUUUGGUGUUAUCGACGUUUCUUAGAGUUUUACAAACUCGUUGCAUGUUUUGAAGUUUCCGAAUACGAAAUUCGGCGACAGCCAAGGCGUCAGCACCGAAAGUUGGAUGAACGCCAGCAUCUCCGGUGCUAAGCCCCAACCGUUAACGCAAGCGCCACUGGCGCUGCCACCUCCGACGGCUGCGCCUGCGCCGCCAGCCGCGCACGCGUCGGCUCCCCGCACCAUCGUUAUCCAGCGCCCCGACGCGCGGCACGGCUUCGGCUUUACGCUCAGACAUCUUGUAGUGUAUCCGCCGGACUCGUUACAGGAUCUAUACGAAGAUGCGCGCCACCUGGCGGUGGGCGCGGUGGGUGCGCCAAUGGACACGAUCUUCGUAAGGUCUGUGAGGCCGGGCGGGCCGGCGGCAGCUGCCGGAUUGCGCGCCGGCGACCGAGUGCUAGCCGUCAACGGCGAGCCGGUCGCUUGCGGCCGGUCCCGGGCGCCGUACGCGAGGGUCGUGCAACUGGCGCAACGGGAACCCAAAAUAUUAAGGCUGACUGUCGUGCCUAGGGACCACGAUUUAUUGCAAAGGUAUUUCAGCGAAGCAGCUUACAACCCAGAAACAAACCAGCGUCCGCUAGACAUGCCGGCGCCAGUCACAGAACACGAAUCGCGGCUGUUCGACGCCUACCGGCGGCCUAGGGCUGCGCUGCCGGCCCCUCAGGCGCCAGCUCGACAUCGCGAGGACCCGGAGUACGCCAGUGUGGCGUCCCUGGCACCCUCGAGGUACGACGCCACGCGUCUACCUGGCCCUCCACAUUAUCUAAUGCACGAUGGCAGACGGGAGUCGGAUACUUCGCUGCCAUCAUCGGCGACCGAAAGCAAAGACAGCCUGGGAUCCUUCGACUCGAACUCUACCCUAACGGGGCGAGAGCUGGACGACUCGAUAAUCCUAUCGCGAAUACGAAAAAGUCUUGAACAGAAGGAGGCGUUCCUUCGACGGCCAAGUCAGCCCACCGGGUGGGUCACACCCGACGCCCCACCUCCUAUCAAACAGAAAGAGUUCUACGCCAGGCCUCAGAAGCUUCAGAAGCCGGCGUGGCCUCCUCCCGCGGCGUCUCCUCCCCUCGCUGCGUCACCACCCCCUCAAGCUCCAGCACAGAACCAAGAAAGAAAAGAAGAAUGUUCUGCGAGUGUCGAUAGUGGCACUUACAGUGGCUACGGCGAAGUGAAUGGAGCUCAGAACGAUAAGAACAAGCAGAAACAGGACAAGAGUCAGUUCGUGUCGACGCUAUCGAAGAUACAGGAGACGGCGCCCAGCAUUCAGAGCACGAAUGUGGGAACUGUCAGCAAUGGAGCCACGGACAAUAAAGAUGAUGCGAACCAGGAUAAUAAAUACCCAGUCCCGGAGCUGCAGCUAGUGACGGCGCGGACGCGGCAGCUGGAGGAGGCGCGCGGCGGCUGGUCGCGCCGCGAGGUGGCGCGCAGCGAGCUCGCCCGGCUCACCACCACGCGUCUCGAGCCCAGCGUCGCGCUGCGCAGGAAGGAGUUCGAGACCCGCGCCGCCAGGAGAGAAGCGCGGUCUCUGGAUGUACAGCCUCAAGAAUUAGAACACGAGUCACCAUUAGGCGGCAGCUUAUCAGGCAAUCAGCUGAUGAUCACCGGCAGCAAACACUUACAUUGCCCUCCGCCAGACGGAUAUGUGCCCGCAGAAACAGAAAAGGUUCAAAUGCGAACAAGGUCGAAUAGUACCGGAAGUGAUGGAUUACCCAUUAGAAGACAUCAUGCCACAGAUGGCAGUCACGCGAAGCGACGAAUGGGCCUGAACAAGGAACAGAUGGAGGCGAUGAACCGCGUGUCGCUGGGCGCCGUCAACGGCGACGGCCGCGCGCGCCCCACGCAGCUCAGCCUGGCGCCGCCCGCGCCCGACUCCUCGGCCUCGGCCGCCACCUCGCCGUCGCCGACGCCUAGCACGCCCGCCGACUCAGGUUUUGCCGAUGAUUUGGUGACUAGAAGACAAAAGAAAGAUGCUCAACUUGGUGAAGAAGAACGUGCCAUGCGAAGGGUUUCCUACUUGAAAGCUACAUGGGGUGACCGAUUGCACCUUGAUAGUGACGUCGAACCAGAGAACGACCCACAAGGCCUUAGAGGCACUACGAAAAAGGGAGAAGAAGAAAUUGCAGAGAAUGCAGUAGAGGCCACAGAGGGAGAUGUACAGGGCAAUGUGCAGAUCAAAAUGGUGGUCAGUAAUGGAAAGCGCGCAAGUGACAGAUCCUGGAAGCAGGUGUGGGCAGUGCUGCACGGGACUAAGCUGUAUCUGUACCGACACCAUCCUAGUCAGAGCCCCGGCGCAGUAAGCGGCGGCGGCACGGAGGCGCAGCCAGGAUCUAGGGACGCCUUGGACGUGCGCUACUCACUGGCAGCCCUCGCCGACGACUACACUAAGCGAAAACACGUGGUACGGGUCACCACGGCCGCCGGCGCAGAGCUUUUACUUCAGGCUGAAGGUGCAGCAGACGCACAGCGCUGGCUGGCAGCUCUCCGGCGUCACUCGGCGGAGCCCCCGCCAGCCGAACCUGCGCCCGCGCAGCCCGCACCUGCGCCCGCGCCGCUACCCGCCCCCGACUGUCCUUCCCCACAUCCGCCACAACGCAGCAAGAAAAUCGGCAGAAAUAGGUCUCCCACUGGCCCACCGACGCCGACUUUACCAUCGUCUCCGAAGAACAAGACGUGGAAGGGUCGCAUGGCGAAGCAGUUGCGACGCAUGCACGGCGGGGCGGCGGCGGCGGCGGCCCCGGCCGCGGGCUGGCUGGGCGCGCCCCUCGAGCGCUGCCCCCACGACCCCGAGCAUCCGCUCGUACCGCGCGCCGUCACCCUGCCGGCACACGCUGUCGAGGCGUACGGUCUUCGCACAGUAGGAGUAUACCGAGUGCCGGGUAACGCGGCGGGUGUGGCAGCCCUGGCGGCGGCGCUAGACCGCGGCGAGCCCCCGCCCGCGGCCGACGCGCGCUGGGCCGACGUACACGUCGCCUCCAGCCUGCUCAAAGCGUAUCUACGGAGGCUGCCCGACCCACUGCUAACUGCUGAUCUUUAUCCCGCCUUUAUUGCUGCCGACCGGUCGCCAGAGAGAGCGCGGGAGCUCCGUCGUCUAGUCCACGCACUGCCCGACGCACACUACGAAACACUCAAGUACCUGAUCCAACAUUUGCGCAAAGUUGUUGCGCAUUCCGCCUACAACAAAAUGGAGGCGAGAAACUUGGCCAUCGUGUUUGGGCCAACGUUGGUCCGCGCGGCCAGCGACGACAUGCUGGCCAUGGUCAACGAUAUGUCCAGCCAAUGUCGCAUCAUCGAGUCCUUCCUCACACACUACGAUUGGUAUUUCGAGGAAGAAGAGGGUGAACCUCCAGUAGACCCCCCCACUAGCGCGGAAGAAUUAUCCCCCGCGCCUGCACCCUCUCGAGACCUGUUAAUACACAACGUCAAAAAGAUUGAAGCUUUCAACAUUUCAGGCAAGGACGUGUCGACACGAGACAUAGUGUCCUCCAUCAUAUCGGCGGCCAACCGCAAGAUCCAGCGCAAGCCGCGCUCCAAGCCGGACAAGAAGCUGGACGACAAGCGGUCGGACGUGUCGCCGGGCGCCUCGCCGCCCAGCUCGCCGCUUACCUCGCCGCCGCACCACCUCACCACCUCGCUGGCGGACUACGACGGCCUCAACCACAAGUACAGCAGGACGCAGGAUGGCAAUAAGAUUGAACUGGAGUCAAUGCAAGCGCUGGGCCGCGGUCGUCAAGAACUCUCGCGGCAUACUCACGCGCUCACCAACUUCUCAAUAGAUGGAACCGGAGACUUGGUGUCGUCUCUGACCAGCACGUUCGACCAGAAGUUGCGGACGCUGAACAACUCGUCCCCGCUCGACGACGGAAGUAUUCCCUACGCCGACGAGUGCCAGGACGAGACCGAGGAGGGCAAGUCCACCGCCAGCUCCCCGUCAGAGGGCGCCAGCGAGCGAGAGGAGCGUCUGUCGCCAGCCGCGCGGGCGCACGAACUGAAGGCUGCCUGGCUCGCGCGCGACCAUCGUCACUCCUCCUCCUCCAGCGCCGACGAGCCCGAGCGCGCCUGGCCGCGCCGCCAUGCGCGUGAUGAUCCCGACGACUCGGAGAAGGAAAACUGCCCACGAAGGGACGAGCCUGAUUCCGCCGAGCCAGCCACUGAACCUGCACCCCGCGAUAAUAAACGCAAUAGCGCUGCGCUAGAAACCGUGGCCACCUCGCGGCCCGCUGAAGAAGAGGGCGCCAAGCUAAAGCGCUCGGCGUCACUAUCCCGCGAGGCAGGCGCGCGAGUGUUGCGCUCGGAGAGCCUGAACUGCCGCGAGGCGGGCGCGCGGGCCGGCGAGCGCGGCGAGCGGCGCGACCUGCCCGGCGUGCGGCGGCGGGACGCGGGCGCGUGGCGCUCCACCAAGCUGAAGCGCAAGAACGGCAUGCCCGAGCGCGGCAUCAAGCGGCGCCACACCGUGGGCGGCACCAAGGACUUCGACAAGGACGGCUGGUCCGCCCGGCACACGCGCACGUCGUCCCCGGACCUGUCGUCGGACCUGGCGUCGGACCUGGCGGCGGACCUGACGAGCGUGUGGCCGUCCCCGCUGGUGCCGCCGCCGCGCCCGCCGCUGGAGUCGCACGUGUGACGUCACACGCGCUCUGCCUAGGCGCGCGCCGCCGGCAGACUGGCCGAGGACUCUGCGGAUACAUUGAGUCGCGGACUCGCAGUGCCCGCGACCCGACCUAGGAACGACUAUGAAAAGUACACGUCUUUAGUUUAUGACCUUCCCGGUGCCUAGCUGUUCGAGUGGUGCUGACUUGAUAUAGUUUUCUUUUGUGCUGACGCAGAACGAACCUUCUUAUGAAUUAGUUUGAAUUAUAUACCAGAACGAACAUAGUAUUCUACUAUUCUAAAUCGUCUAACAGAAGUCUGAUUUACAUUUAUCCAUUACCACGUCGAUACUAACAGUUCGAAACUUCAUUUCGAGAGAGGCUAUUAUUUGAUUCGAUUCAAUUGACUGAAUAGAUUAGGUCACAAAUAUCUAUCUAUAUUGUAUAAUAUUACGAAUGAUUAUAAUACUCAGAUUCGUUUACUUCAUUAUAGCAUGUUGACAAUUAUAAAUUCCAUGCGUAUUACAAGAUGAAAAUAAUUUUAUUAUCUCUAACUGAGACGUAGGUUAUAGUUAUAAUAUUAUAUCUAUAAAUAAAUAAAAGUGAUUCAAAUGAAAAUUAUGAAUUCAGUAGUGCAAUACAUUUUAAAAUCGCGGACUAGACGGAAACAAUCGGUAAAACAUGAAUUAAAUCUAUUAGUGCAAGUCAUAACGAACUUAGCUCACUAAAUAAUGCCAAAGAAUGAUAUGAAACUGACAUAGUAACAGAACGCAUGCGCGGAGCGUAUCAGAGUGAAGGAGCGAAUCGGUGAACGGAAUGCAAGGAUUAAGAUGGUGUCGACACUUCGACACGCAGACUGUAAGAUCACGGAAACAAUGUCGCACUAAACUUAUAUUAUGAAAUAUUGGUACCGAGUGAGUACCGCGGCCGAGAGCCUUCCACAAAUCUACAUUAUUUGUUUGUAGUGUAACUCCCUUUGUAGAUUCAAACUACUAUUUACGGAGUUACUGUGGAACUGUGACGUUAAUGAGUGCAAAACUAAAUGCAUAAUACAUUAAAUUAGUGCUACUAGUAUGUAGAUAGAGCUGACAGAAAGUUUACUAGCUAUGGUGCCUGCGGGCUUAGUAUUUAACUUGUACGAUAAGUGACGGCAUGUACCCGGCGGUGCGUGACAUUCUGACCGCACUACUACAACACCACUUAGAUGUAAGGCGUAUACAUAAGGAUAUAUCGUAGGUUCUGGACUUUCGUAAUAGUGUUUAUUGAAUGAAUUAUUAAAAGAAGCAUACAUCACCUACUUGCCUUUGCAAUAGUUUUAGCUGAUUCGAAUUUUAUGCACAAUUCACAAUUGUAAUGUUAUAGAUAACUCUUCUAUGAAUUAAAGUUACCUUGUGUCACCUUUUGACAACAAAAUGUGUGAGUACGAAGAUGAUUAAUUAGAUUAUAUUGUCAGAAUUUUGUAGAUUGUAAACGCUUUUAUUUCAAUUACAAAAUAUGAUCGAGGUGUUUAAAUUGUAAAUAAUGAAUGCAAUACCUAAUUAUGUAUAAUGUUAAAGAUAUUCAUUAUAACGGUAACAAUAGUGACAUUAUGUACGUGUGUGCCACAUCGGCCGAGUAACUGCGCGACUAACAGACGUAAACACUACAUUACAGUGAUAAUAAUAAAAGUGAUCCCUCUUAGCUUUGUAAAAAUUGUACAUUUCUUUUAUCAUUAAUUUAUAUUAAAUUUGUUAUCGUAGCUUUGUUGAAUGCAAUUAUUUUUUAUUGUUUUGUUUAUCAAAGAAGUAUUUUAGGCUAAAUUCAAUUGUUAUUUAUUUGUGAGAGAUGUAAAACGUGAUUCGGCACAAUUUCAUUUUGGAAUAAAAAAUCUUGUAAAUAUUUUCGUCGGCAAAAUAAUGUUUUAGACUUUCGUUCUUUAACUUUUAAAAUUUUAUACCAUCUUUUACGUUAAGACGAUCUCAAGUUUGUUGAAUGUUUGCAAAGCGUUCCUUUUAAAGUUUUAUUUGUAAAUAUAUCAUUUAAUGUAGGAACAGUGAAUUUACUAAUUUUACUGGAUCAUAUUGUAUGUAGACGGUAGGUGGCAGUAGUGAGCCGCUCGUUUCACGAUAAAAGACAUGUUUCAGCCGGGCCGGCUCGCCAGUGUCUGCUUGCAAAAGAUUUGUAUUCAAAUAAUCUAUUCAUGUUCUUCGUGUAAUCAGCUAUGGAAUUCAAAUAAACACCUUUAAAGACAUUUGCAAAUAUGGAUGAAUCCACAUUUUCAAUAUUUGUCAUUGUGUAUAUUUUGGAGCAAUGAAAAUAAAAUAUUGAAUCAAU
This is a messenger RNA of Spodoptera exigua (beet armyworm), 7202 nucleotides long. Lineage: Eukaryota; Metazoa; Arthropoda; Insecta; Lepidoptera; Noctuidae. The record is from the annotation of a GenBank genome assembly.